This is a messenger RNA of Giardia duodenalis, 351 nucleotides long. RefSeq names its product Protein disulfide isomerase PDI5. The transcript has a single exon. Gene Ontology annotation, cellular component: endoplasmic reticulum. The coding region runs from base 1 to 351 and encodes 116 amino acids. The record is from RefSeq and is a predicted model, not a curated record. Gene Ontology annotation, biological process: protein folding. NCBI's taxonomy places the organism in Eukaryota, Fornicata, Diplomonadida, Hexamitidae. Gene Ontology annotation, molecular function: protein disulfide isomerase activity.
AUGAUUGCCGGCCUCCUCCUCGUCGCCUCUGCCUUCGGCGCCGUCCUGGACGUCACCUCGAGCUUCAAGGCCGAGCUCGCGAAGGGCAAGCCGAUGAUGGUCAAGUUCUUCGCGCCCUGGUGCGGCCACUGCAAGGCCCUCGCCCCCACCUACGUGGAGCUUGGGGACAAUGCCCCCGAGGGCGUGGUCAUCGCCGAGGUCGACUGCACUGUUGCCCGUGAGGUCUGCCAGGAGGAGGGUGUCCGUGGAUACCCGACUCUACGCUUCUACAAAAAUGGCGAGUUCCUCGAGGCUUACUCCGGUGCCCGCGACCUUGAGAGCCUUAAGGCUUUUGUGACUUCUAAGAAGUAA